ACUGGAUCUUCUCUCCAUUAUAACUCGUGAAGGCUCGUCCUGUGCCCCCUUGCCGUGUGUGGCUUACUCAUCGCCUGCAAGGAAGGAGAAGGAGUGUUAAACGUGAAUCUGCUGGACUACUGACGCUCCCCAGAAGUCGCCUGCCCAAGAGGGGCCCGGGGCUCGUCCAUCAUGCAGUUCUCAGGGAUCGAGAACAUGCUGGAGAACGCGACGGAGAGCGAGAUGGAGAACGCAACACUGAUACCAGAAGAGGCCGGCAUCACAGAGCCCCAGCUGGUCCCCCUCGACACCUUCAUCGGCCUCAUCCUCGCCUUCUCCUCCUGCCUCUUCAUCGGCAUCUCCGUCAUCUUCAAGAAACUCGCGCUCAGGGACAUUGAGGCUCACGGGGGGACGCGGGCGGUGGACGGAGGCUACGGAUACCUGAGACUGCCCAAGUGGUGGUUGGGGAUAUCUCUUAUGGGUCUCGGCGAGCUCACCAACUUCGUGGCCUACAUCUUCGCCCCGGCCAUCCUAGUGACGCCUCUGGGGGUGUUUUCCAUCGUCUGUACGGCUACCCUUUCGCCUUACUUCCUCAAGGAGCGUCUGGGUAGGCUGGGUAAGCUGGGAUGUGUUCUAGUGCUGGUGGGCUGCAUCAUCGUGACGCUCUGUGGCCCUAAGGAUCGGGAGAUUGCCAGUAUGGAAGAGCUCCAGUCCCAGUUACUCCACCCCGGCUUUCUCGUGUAUGCCUCGAUAGUGGUCCUGGUCUCGGCUCUCUUCAUGGCCCUGGUGCCUCGCUACGGUCACCGCUAUGUCCUGCUGUACAUCACAAUUUGCUCCUCCUUUGGGUCCCUCUCCGUCAUGUUCUGUAAGGGCGUGGGACUGGCGCUGAAGCAGACCAUCGGUGGGAGUAAUGAGUUCACGAAUUGGGCCACGUGGGUGUGUCUCGUGGCCCUGAUCGCCUGUUUGCUGGUGGAGACCAUCUACAUGCAGCGGGCUCUGGAUCUCUUCAACAGCUCCCUCUUCAUGUCCGUCAACUACGUCCUCUUCACCUCACUGGUCAUCGUCGCGUCGUCCAUCCUGUACACGGAGCUGCGGGAGAUCGGCGUCAAGAACAUCAUCCUCACACUUCUCGGCUUCAUCGUCAACAUCGCCGCUUUGUACCUCAUGCACCUGGACCGCGAGGACAACACGCCGCCGCCGGCCGAAGAAGAGCACUGCGAAAACCCCGCCUCGCCGCAGAAGACCAAGGCGCAGCUGCCGGGGCCUGAGCAGAACACCCCGCUGCUGGGCCGUGCUCCAGCCUCCCCUCUGGCGGGUCUCAACCUCCCGCACACUAUGUUCCCGGCCAAGACCAACUCCUGCAUGUCGCUCAUCAGCCAGACGUCCUUGCCGAACCACGCGAGCGGCGACAACCACAACGCAUCGGACAUCCACGACGCAGACAAUGACGGAAACACUCGCCAACACACGCGACACCGGAAGGGAACUAACCCCACCGAAGAAGCUCCACCCAAUAACAAGAACUACAACAACAAUAACAACCACAAGAACAACAAUAACAACCACAGAAACAACCCUCCACCAGACCUAGGGGAACGGACCCAGGGAUAUCUCUGCGAAGUCCCUCUCCUGACCGAACUCCGCACCUCGACCAAGCUCGCCUCCUCGACCACAUUGCCGGACAGACCUUGCGACAACAACUCCAUCACCAGCAGCGCCAACAGAAGGGGUAGUUACAGUAGCAGCAUCAGCACCAGUAGCAGCAGUAGUAGUAAGAGCAGCAGGAGUGGUAACAAUAACAGUGCCUUGAAUAUUAACACCACCAAUGGAAAUAACAAUAACAGUGGUCGGUUAGGGGAUACGAAUACGCAUUUAGAGGAAGUUGAAGAUCAUGGUAACAUAACGAUUGAGCAGCAGCAGAUGUUGGUGUGAGGUGUGUGCGUGUGUGUGUGUGUGUGUGUGUGUGUGUGUGUGUGUGUGUGUGUAGAAGCGAACAAGCUGCAAGAUAAGUGCCAUAGCUGUAUUCCUGCCAUAUUAGAAGCAGUAUUAGACACUUCAUAUAUAUAUUCUCUCUCUCUCUCUCUCUCUCUCUCUCUCUCUCUCUCUCUCUCUCUCUCUCUCUCUCUCUCUCUCUCUCAUACCUAAAACUAUUAAAAAACACUAACAUUUCCAAUUUCUGACCAACAAUGAAGUUAAAUUUAAACCAAAUGCUAAAACGGUUCCGUAAUUCGCUAAAACCUUCUAUAAACCUUAAAAAACACAACCAUCCACUACGGUACACACGACGGGGAAGAGUACUUAUAUCGUGCCUCUAUGUGUAAAUAUAUAUAUAUAAAAAGAGAACACACACUUGUAAAUUAUAUGCAGUAGUAGUAGUAGUAGUAGUAGUAGUAGUAGUAGUAGUAGUAGUAGUAGUAGUAGUUCCUCGUAAAUAACCAAAGAUAGUACAAUAGAAGAAAUAAUAUAUAAAAAAAAAUCCACUCUCACCAUCAUCAUCAUCAUCAUCAUCAUCAUCAUCAUUUUGGACCUCAUAAGAAUACGAGAAAGAGGAGGUAGAGAAGAAAAUGGAUGAGAAGGAAUAGAAGGUGAAAGAGAAGAAGGAAUCAGAUAAGAAGAAAGCUGAUAAUAUGGAAUAAGAGAAGCAGCAUCAGAAGAAAGGAGAAGGAAAAGAGGAGGAUUAAGGCGAAACAAAAGAGGAAGAGGAAAAAGAGAUGAUGGAGGAGGAGGAGGAGGACAAGAAUAAGAAUAACAAGGAGACUGACAAAGAAGAGGAGGAGGAAAAUGAAGAAAAAACGAAGAGAAAUUUGACGAAGAGGAUGAGGAAAAAGGAAAAAGUGGAGGAAGAGAAAAAAAGAGGCAAAAGAAAAUAAGAAAAUAAAAAGAUGAAAAAUAAAAAGGAAAAUAAAAUUACCCUUAGAAACCCCCCCCAAGGAAAAACGAAAACCAUGGUAGAAGAUAGAGAGAUAGAGAUGGUGUUCCGACCCUCAUAAGAUACAGACUGUAGCCUACGUUUGGGCCCUUAAGUAACUCAUCAAUAAAGCAUAAAGGAAAUCAAUGAGUCUCGUAGCAAGUGAAAAUGAUUGCGUUGUUAAUUACUGCAACGAUGGGGACGAGGAAGAGGAGGAGGAGGAGGAGGAGGGGGAGAAGAGGAGGAGGAGGAUAACAAGAUAGAGUAAAUGGAAAGAAAAUGAAACAAAAAAAACGAAGAAAAAUAGGAGGAAGAGGAUGCGGAAAAGAGAGAAAAGGGAGGAAGAGAACAACAAAAACGAUGGUGAGGAGGGAGAAUAUAAAAAAAGAGAAGAAUGAUGAGAAUGAAAAAGAGGGAAGAAUACACUGAAGAAGAGGAAAGAGAAAUAGAGGAACGAAAGGAAGAGGAGCAGGAAAAUUUAGGAGUGAUAAAAAAGAAAAGAGAAGAGAGAAAUGAAAGACAAGAAAACUGAAAACAAAAAGCAGAAGCAUUAAAAAGAAAGUAGAGGAAGAAAAGGAAGACAAAGAAGAUACCUAAAUAAAAGAGAAAAGAGAAGCGAUUGGAAGAAAGGGAUAACUAGAAAAAGAGGAAAGUAGAAGAAGCGAAGGAGGAUGACAGUGAAUAAAUUGAGUGGUAAAGACGGAGGAGGAGGAGGAGGAGGAGGAGGAGGAGGAGGAGGAACAUGAAGAAGCAAUAGGAAGGGAUAACUGGAAUAAGAGGAAAGAAGAAGAGAAGGAGGAUGACAGUGAAUAAAUUAAGUGGUAAAGACGGAGGAGGAGGAGGAGGAGGAAGCAGAAUGGGGUAGGUCAUCAGCGUUCGUUAUGGCCCAGAAUAAUAUAUGAGCGGUAAACACCCUCAUGUCUCAUAUUGGCACAAAGGUGGUAAGCAACGUGCGGGCAAUGGUGGGAACCCCGAUCGAAUCCCUCAAUGCAAAGAGGAGGAGGAGGAGGGGGAGGAGGAAGAACCGGUAGACACAACAUUACAACAUUCCUCUCUCUCUCUCUCUCUCUCUCUCUCUCUCUCUCUCUCUCUCUCUCUCUCUCUCUCUCUCUCUCUGUGUGUGUGUGUGUGUGUGUGUGUGUGUGUGUAAACUAAACAUGGAUUCUGUAAAUAUUAACGUAAGGAAUAAAUUAUGUAAACUGUUUUCCUCUCAAGUUCUUUUUUUAAUAUUUUGUUCACUUUUGUUUUCUUUUUUCUUCAUUUUUCUUCCUUUUUUUUCUUUUUAAUUAUGAGAGGGUGUCGUAGGGAAUAAAUUAUGUAAACUGUUUUCCUCACAAGUUUAUUUUCGUGCGUUAUUUUCAGCCUUGUAUUCGUUUUUUUCCGCUUAAUUUAUUUCUUCAUUUUCAUUAAGGGGGGGGGGGGUAGGAAAAAACGGGAAGGCAUAGGCAAGCAUGUUUUCCUCCCAAGUUUGUUUUUGUGCGUUGUUUCCAUCCUUGUUUUCGUUAUUUCCCGUUUAAUUUAUUUCUUCAUUUUCAUUAAGGGGGGGGGGGGGGAACGGGAAGGCAUAGGCAACAUGUUUUCCUCCCAAGUUUGUUUUUGUGCGUUGUUUCCAUCCUUGUUUUCGUUAUUUCCCGUUUAAUUUAUUUCUUCAUUUUCAUUAAGGGGGUGUGCAGGAUGAAAGGGGAAGGCAUAGGCAAGCAGCUCUGUAAUAUAACCGUGAAGUCUGUAAAUAAAAAAAACACGAGAAUUAUUAUUAUUAUCUAUACUGUUUGUUAUGUCGUUAGGGACUCUGUAAAUUAGCAACGUAGAGAAAAUAAAAACAAAUAUCCA
Molecule: messenger RNA, 4717 nt
Organism: Eriocheir sinensis (Chinese mitten crab)
Lineage: Eukaryota; Metazoa; Arthropoda; Malacostraca; Decapoda; Varunidae
Exons: 3
Coding region: 172-1911 (579 amino acids)
Biological process (GO): magnesium ion transport
Cellular component (GO): membrane
Molecular function (GO): magnesium ion transmembrane transporter activity
Source: RefSeq, a predicted model, not a curated record